Messenger RNA from Rhododendron vialii, 2936 nucleotides. Its product is annotated as BTB/POZ domain and ankyrin repeat-containing protein NPR1-like. Gene Ontology annotation, biological process: defense response to bacterium; systemic acquired resistance, salicylic acid mediated signaling pathway; regulation of jasmonic acid mediated signaling pathway. Lineage: Eukaryota; Viridiplantae; Streptophyta; Magnoliopsida; Ericales; Ericaceae. Bases 948 to 2708 code for a protein of 586 amino acids. Gene Ontology annotation, cellular component: nucleus. The record is from RefSeq and is a predicted model, not a curated record. Gene Ontology annotation, molecular function: protein binding. The transcript is spliced from 4 exons.
UGAUGAUCUCUCUCUCUCUCUCCCUGGUGUAGGAGGGUGACACCAUUUGGUGCGUAAUCAAAACCCAACAAAGAAGCGUGACACCAGUGCAAGCGUCACCUAAACGACUUCACCUGCUAUGAUGAUUCAUGCCCCCACCACUCUCUCCCCUUCCCUCUCUAACAAACCGACAAUCGCUCUCUCUCUCUCUCCACUUACCCUAUCGAGAUUCUAUAUUUCUAUCCAUCCAACAAAACAACGAAGCUUCCUCUUUAGACUUCUGGGACUCGUACUGUGUGGCUUCACCACUGCAUAUUCCUCGAAAAUAAUCCUUUGAUAUUGUCUCGCUCUUAAAAUUGGAUCUUUCUUGUUCUGAUAUAGUAACUGUCCAGAUUUUUUUGGUUGGUUCUUGGCUAGAAUUCGUCUGGGUUUUCUGCGUUAAGCUCAAUAUGGCUACCAGUUCAAGUGAGAUCUAAUUGAUUACCCUUCUGUCUUGAGAUUGUUUAUUUAGGAUCUGUUCUUGAGUUUGUGUGUUUUCCAGCACUUAUCUGGGAUUUUUUUCACCAUGUCUUUUAUUAUAUGCAUCUUGAAAAGUUGUUUAUAUGGUCUUUCUUGAGGAAUCGAUCAGUAAUUGCCAUGGUCUUCGGAUCUCCGAAAGAAGACUUCUUGCCCUUGAGUCAACUCUUUAUAAUGAAUAAAAGUGCUAUUCAUUAUAUUGCUUGAAUUCCUGAUUUUUGGAGACUAAUUCCGUAUCUAGGUUGUUUCGUAAAUUCGUUGUGGAUUCCAUGGUUGUAUCCUACCAGUAAUUGCGUGACCAUUACCUGCAGUAUAGAGGGUGUGACUUUUCCAAAUGGAGAAUCUGUAAGCGAGGCUCAUUUACAAGUUUAAGUGAUUUGUUUGUAUUGAUCUGAUCGGUAUAAAUCAAAUUUGGUCUCAAGGGGAGGUUUUAAGUUCUGAAAAGUUGAUUAAUGGCUAAUUCUGCUGAACCAUCUUCGUCGAUAAGCUUUACUUCAACUUCUCAAGUAUCAAACGGAUCCAUUAGCUACAAUAUAUCGCCCUCUGGUGCUGAGACGGGGUCCAGUCUCGAGAUCAUCAGUUUAAGCAAGCUAAGCUGUAAUUUAGAACAGCUUUUGAUUGAUUCCAGUUGCGACUAUAGCGAUGCUGAGAUUAUUGUUGAGAGCGUACCAGUUGGAGUUCACAGAUGUAUUUUGGCAGCUCGAAGUAAAUUUUUCCACGAGCUUUUCAAGAAAGAAAAGGGGGCAUCUGAGAAGGAAGGGAGUAAGCCAAAGUAUAGCAUGAGCGAUUUGUUGCCUUAUGGUAGUGUGGGUUAUGAGGCCUUCCUUAUUUUCUUGAGCUACCUGUAUACCGGAAAGCUUAAGCCUUUCCCUCCUGAGGUUUCCACAUGUGUUGAUAACGAAUGUGCCCAUGAUGCAUGCAGACCUGCUAUUGAUUUUUCUGUGGAAUUGAUGUAUGCGUCUUCAGUUUUUCAGGUUCCUGAGCUGGCUUCACUUUCUCAGCGGCGUCUUCUCAAUUUUGUUGGCAAAGCACUUGUGGAAGAUGUCAUUCCGAUUCUUGUAGUUGCCUUUCAUUGUCAAUCCACUCAGCUUGUCACUCAAUGUGUCGAUAGAGUCGCAAGAUCAGAUCUUGACACCAUCUGUCUUGAGAAAGAGCUCCCUUUUGAAGUUUCAGAGAAUAUUAAAUUGCUCCGCCUCAACUCUCAGGCGGAUGACAAAAAUGAAAUGCGGCCUCCAGACCCAUUACAUGAAAAGAGAGUAAGAAGAAUACACAAGGCAUUAGACUCGGAUGAUGUUGAACUCGUGAAACUCCUACUUAGCGAAUCCAAUAUCACCUUAGAUGAAGCCUAUGCUCUUCAUUACGCUGCUGCCUACUGUGAUCCAAAGGUAGUGUCUGAGGUGCUUGGUUUAGGUCUUGCCAAUGUCAAUCUUCUAAAUGCUAGAGGUUAUACAGUGCUUCAUGUUGCUGCCACACGUAAGGAGCCGUCAAUUAUAGUGUCACUUCUCAACAAAGGAGCUCAUGCGUCAGAAAUGACAUCGGAUGGGCGGAGUGCUGUUAGCAUUUGCCGAAGGCAAACAAGGCCUAAGGAUUACCAUGCGAAAAAGGAGCAGGGGCAGGAAACUAACAAGGACCGGAUAUGCAUUGAUGUUUUGGAGAGAGAGAUGUGGAGGAAUCCAAUGGCUGCAGAAGUGUCAAUGUCUUCCCCUACAAUCGCUGAUGAUUUGCACAUGAAGCUGUUAUACCUAGAAAAUAGAGUUGCAUUUGCACGAUUGUUCUUCCCUACUGAAGCCAAGCUAGCCAUGGAUAUUGCACAUGCUGAGACAACAUCUCCAUAUGCUGGUCGUCUGGCAUCAAGAGGUUCAAGUGGGAACUUGAGGGAGGUUGAUUUGAACGAGACGCCCAUAAUGCGGCAGAAAAGGCUGCAAUCAAGAGUGGAAGCUCUUUCAAAAACAGUGGAGAUGGGUCGACGAUAUUUCCCUCAUUGCUCACAAGUUUUGGAUAAGUUCAUGGAGGAUGACCUACCUGAUUUGUUAGAUAAGGGGACUCCAGAGGAACAGAGAAUCAAGAGGACACGUUUCUUGGAGCUCAAGGAAGAUGUUCAGAAGGCAUUUAACAAGGACAAGGCAGAGCUUCACCGCUCUGGUUUGUCUUCUUCAGCGUCCUCUUCUUCUAUGAAAAACGGUGCUCAGCACAAAAUUAGGAGAUUGACAUGAUAAGUUACAAACGUCUUUAAAUAAGCUUAUCACAGUGUAUACACAGUUUUGAAGAAAGUUAUAGUGAGAACCCUUUGUAUAUCGGCUCUCUGCUUGUAUAAUAUUUUUGAGGUGAAGAAAAUUGCUUCUUCAACCAAUCUUGCAUAAUUAAGUUUGUAAUGCAAUUAUUAGAAAAAGAAUAAUAGUGCUUCCAUAUAAGGUUUUAUCAGGGUAGUGUUGGUUUUAACA